AUGGAUGACUUCUCCGCAGACGUAAGGUUCUCAGCCUUCGAGAAGCUUGCAACACUAGCUGUUCAAGCCCCAGCGAACGAUGAGGGAUCGGAUAUUGCGCGACUGUCUCGACACUACCAGCACCCAGCACACUGUUCGAGUGGCUUAAAUGGUACUUUGAGAUCUCAAGCUCCGACAUCCAGGGUGCCUAUGGGCAUUCGGGAAUUGGAUGUUCUUGUGGCGCUAUGCAAAGCAUCUUCUUCGGUCAACAAAUUUGAGCAUGCAUCCAGACUGGUUGUACAAUUAUCCCAAUAUCUUCCCGAAUCACACAGCCAGCUCUUUCGUCCGUCGCCGUUCUUGCAUAAUGUGAAACCAUCACCUUGGGAGGCUCUUACCUUCAACAUUACUUCCGCUCUUCUGAGACUCGGUCUAGAGUAUCCAGAACUACGUGAGAAAGUCGCUAGCGCUGUCAAUGGGUAUUUGGAUAACUGUGCAGAGGCAAUCAAUGUUGCAAUGCCGUUGCUGAACUGUGGUUCUGGGACAGAAAAGCACGGGGCAGUUCACGAGUCUGUCGGUGUCCUUUCAAUCGCUGUCUCCCUUGUUGGCUUCCUAGAAGCCUCGACUAUGUUUACUCCGUUCUGGACUGCCACGAAACAGCUGCAGAUACUCCAGCAACUGCGAACAAUCCUGUCCGAAGGAUUCAUGAUUGCCGUCGAGACUGCCUCUUCCACAGUGCGUAACGCAGAAACAUCCGAUCACGGACUCAGGGAUUGGAGAAAGUACACUCGGCGAUACUCUGCCGAUGGGCGACCCUUGGGAGCUAUGCUGCUGCAGGCAGGUCUCAUGCAAUUCGUGAAAGCCUGCGCUACGUCUCUUAUUGGUGCGCAAAACUGCUCUGAUACUGAGCUCUUGGACGAUUAUAUGAACGGAGUUGGUAUUGCUCGAAGCCACGACGAGGCCGAAGUCAAUCUUGUCGAUUGCAUAACCGAGGUCAUCGCCGACCAAAUCCAGCUUCUGGAUGAUGGAUCCGAUUAUUUGCAACUCGGUUCACCAUUACAGCAAAAACUCGCUUUUUUCGUCAAGGCAUACGCCUUCAUCGGCUAUCUUCAAUGUGUUAUUCUCAGCGGAAAUACAACUAAUAGCGAGGACUUUCAAGGUUGGCUAGAGGAUGUACUGAUGGAUCCGAAUCAGAUGUCUUGCUCGGAACUGGCAACUGCUACUUUGAAAAGUAUAGCGAUCGUUGCCAAAAUGUCUCUGAGUGGGGCCGCCUCUGGAAGUCGCUCACUUUUACGAUACAUUGUCGAAGGAGGUGUGCCUAGUCGAUCUUCUAGCUGUGUUGCCGCGAAGUGUCUUGCACAAGUUCUUGGCAUCCUCUCACAAGAUGCGGUUAUCACUACGCUGUACUCGCUGGGAAAUGUUUUGAGUCCUGGCUCAGGCAGUGAAAAUAUCUACAAUGGCCAGUUGAUGACAGAAGCUUCUGGGCAUGGAAAUGCCGUUUCAACUUCGCACCAAAGAAAUGGCAGUGUAACUUCCCUUUCGUUGGACGGCGAGGAAGGCAAGGUGCCUUAUAGGAGUGUUGUUCAUGCUAUUGUAACAAUUGCGACCAACUGUUGUGAUGAAAAAAUUAGUGCCUUGGCCCAGUCAAUGUUAUUACAAAAGAUCGGCAAAGUCAAUGUCGCAGUUGAUGCAUAUAUCAUCAAGGAGACUGCUUCGCUGUCUUUGAGCACUGGACAGGCCGAAUUCCAGCUUCUACUCAAGUUCUAUGACCGUAUCUACUGGGAUGGAGUCAUAAAGGGACAAGGCAGCAUAACAAAAGCGGUGCAAAGCGCAAUGGCGUAUCUGUCUGUCUCCCUGAAGAAGGAUUCUCCACUCUAUAGAGUAUAUCUGGUGCAUCUACUUGAAAGUAUUGUCAACAAGGGCGAUGCCACCGAUUCUGAGAACGAGCGACAGAAGGAUAUCGUUCUAGCGCCUGACGAUAUAAUUCCGUUGCUGAAACCAUUGGCACUGCUUGUAUCUUCCGAACAGCCUGGUGGAAACGGCAAAGUGGCCGUGGAUUAUGACCAGGCUGUCUCUAGUUUGUUUCGCGAUGCCUGGUUCAACCUUGCUAUUCAUGGAAUAUCUCUUAGUUCAACUGUCGCACAAAAGCACCACAAGGUGCUGAGCUUAUUUGCCAUUCACUCUCCUCCCCUUGUCUCGGAAGAUCGCAUGGAGAUGUUGGAAAGCGAUGUUGAACUCAAUACAAUCCUUAGACGGGGAUUGAGCCCACAACGUCAUCUGGAGCAAAAGAGGAUGUUGAUUUCAGAACUUCCCAGUCGCGAAUCAGAUAUUAAACGCCUGAACUACCCAAAGUCCGUUUUUCUUAAUGCAGUCUUGCUGAUUGAAUGUCUUCGUGCUUCGUCUGGGCAUUGCACCAAAAUCCUCGACUACUUCCGCGAUCCCGCCCUAGCCACCGUUGAAAUGGCUAGUUGCAUGGGUGACAUUGCAGAAAAGAUCGUCUCUGACUAUCUCGCUUUAACUCUUUCCGGGAAACAUACGAUUUUCUCUGUUCCAUUCUUGUCAAAAGAAUUGGCUGGAUUUUUUGUGGCAUGUUGCCAUCGCAUAGAAAGAGUGCAAAACGUUGCCGUUAUUUGUGCCAACAAAAUAAUAAAAGAAUGCCCGUCAGCAAUAUGUGCAAAACAUUCGCUUUUUGCAUUGCUUGAGCUUUUGACCGUGAUGUGGAACUCCUGCCUUGAGGAAGAUUUGGAUGAGUUUGAAUGGAAACCUUCGUUUACCUCGCCCAUGGGAAUUGUCAAAGUUGAUCUACCUGACAAUUAUGUUUUCCGAAGGAAGACUUUGGACAUUUUCCUUGAGCGAGCCACAGCAUGGGUAACAGCAGUCAUCAAUGUGGCGUCAUUGGACAUAAAAGGCUUACUCCAGACGUAUCUGUCCAUGCCUGAUUAUGGGACUGGCUUUGAUCAAGUUUCAAUGGGUCGUUCCUUUGCGCUUAACAUGGGAUCGCUUAUUCCUAAAAGUGACCAACGACUUGGGUCAUUAGAAACUCACGGUUUGGGCGUAACUAACGUUGCCUCCGACUUCAUCAGCCAGUACUCUACACGUCAAAAAUAUAAGUUUUCAGAUGCGCUUUCGAUUGGCAGCGGAAGUCUGACAGCUGGGAACAACGGUUCCAAUGUCUCUGUGGGCCCAGUCACAUUGUCGGGAUCAAGUAGUGAAGUGGAAAACAUGCUAUUUGAACUUCAUCAAAAGGUUAGGAGGCAAAAUGACCUGUCUCUUGUGGAAAUCCGCGAAACACUACAACGUGCGGCCGCUGUUUUGUGUAGUAGCAUUGACCCUCACCCCUCCAUCUCCCAUUUUCUGGUAUCUUUGCCAUUCGAAAUCUUCUCUGAGGAAUCGAUCAAUAUGGGCAUUUCUUUUUGGAUGGGGGCUAUCCAUGAAAAUCCCAGGGUAGAGCCAAAGAUUUUAGUGGAAAUCUUAAAUGCUUGGGAAAGGACGAUUCAGCGCAAAAAGGGACUUUUUGAUCCUUCCUUCGACUACGUGGACCCGAUGUACGCAAAGAUCGAACUUUUGCCAACUGACAAAGCCUUGGUACUCAGAGAACAGCAAGACGCCCAACGUCAUCUAGCACCGCAUUUGCGCAUUCUUCAGUUUUUUGAGAGCCACUUCAAUGCUAUCCGAUUGGGGAAUGUGCAAAAUCAAAGAUUGUUCCGUCGCCUUGUUGACCGAACAACCACCGGGCUUGCGCAAACCAGUGGCCACCCUUUGGCUAGGGAGCUGCAUUUCCGCAUCGUUCUAUUUGGGCUGAAUGUUUUGGGGCAUUCUGGCUCAGUCGGCACUCCCUGCUUGUGGAAACUUAAGGAUCAGAUUCUCUCUGGCGCCUUGAGUUGGUUUAAACACGCUCCUAGGUGGUCCUUUGGCGGUAAUCGACUGCAAAUCAAGACCGAAGACAAGAUAAUCGGCGACGUGAUGUCUGCCCUGGGGAAGACGGCUAGCAUUUCAUGUGACACGUACGGGCCAUACAAGUCCUUGCAGGCAAAGCAAAAUCUUCUUAAUGUUCUUUUGGAGAACGAGAGGUCUCGACUUAGGGUUUGGUUGUAUCCGUUGGAUCCCGAUCGUAAACAUUACAUAUCUCAGUCGCCCACCAAUCGGAAUCAUACAGAGGAGGCUACUUCUUUGUUGCGACUUGCUUGGGCUGAGAGUUCUGGCUUAGCUAUACAGCUCGCUACCCGCUUCCCGUCUGCGAAGAUGAAAAACGACAUUCGUUGGCUACUGCUAAACUUCCCCGAAAAGGUUAUCGAUGAACCUAGCGGCCUUGAGAUCAUGUUCGGGGACUCGCUGCCUGCGGAUGUGUCAUUCCAGUUGAAGUAUUUGUUGUACUGGGCGCCUGUCAACCCCACAGAAGCCCUGACUUAUUUCCUUCCCGCGUAUGGCAAUCACCCCUUCAUUUUACAGUACGCAAUGAAGGCCCUGGAAAGCCAUCCCAUUGAUGUCCGCUUCUACUUUGUUCCGCAGUUGGUGCAGGCUCUUAGAUAUGAUGCAUUGGGUUACGUCGAGCGCUACAUCCUGGAAACAGCCAAACUGUCUCAGUUAUUUGCGCACCAGGUGAUAUGGAACAUGAAGGCAAACUCCUAUAAAGACGAGGAUUCCCAAGUGCCGGAUCCGCUCAAGCCGACACUGGACAAAUUCAUGGAUGAUUUGAUAGCAAGCUUUUCUAACGAGGAGAGAAAUUUUUACGAACGCGAAUUUUCCUUUUUCAAUGAUAUCACAGGGAUAUCUGGGAAACUUCGGCCGUAUAUCAAAAAGAGCAAGCCAGAGAAAAAGGAGAAGAUUGAAGAAGAACUCCGUAAGAUCAAGGUGGAGGUUGGCGUUUACCUCCCCAGCAAUCCAGACGGAGUUGUUGUUGGGAUCGAUCGCAAAUCCGGAAAACCUCUACAGAGCCAUGCGAAAGCGCCAUACAUGGCAACAUUCCGAAUUCAAAAAACGAAGACAGUCUUUGGACCAGCGAGGGUCUCUGGGACCCCAGCUGCUCAUGCUGCAGAACAAGACUCCGAGCCUGUAUCUUCGGGCGCUGAUACCCAUGACCAGAAACAAGAGACCUAUGAGGUUUGGCAGUCGGCCAUCUUCAAAGUCGGCGAUGACUGCCGUCAGGACAUGCUGGCCCUACAAAUGAUUGCCGCAUUCCGCAGCAUUUUUGGGAGCGUCGGGCUAGACGUUUGGGUGUUCCCUUACCGAGUCACCUCGACAGCCCCUGGUUGUGGUGUGAUCGACGUCCUCCCCAAUUCUAUCUCCCGGGACAUGCUAGGCAGGGAGGCAGUGAAUGGCCUCUACGACUAUUUCGUGUCCAAGUAUGGCGGAGAGGACUCCAUACGUUUCCAGGAAGCACGCACCAACUUUGUCAAGAGUAUGGCGGCUUACUCCGUCAUUUCUUAUCUCUUGCAAUUCAAGGACCGUCAUAACGGAAACAUCAUGGUCGACGAUGCGGGCCACAUUAUACACAUCGAUUUCGGGUUUUGCUUUGACAUUGCCCCCGGAGGUGUACGCUUCGAACGCGCGCCUUUCAAGCUCACUUCCGAGAUGGUAGCCGUCAUGAGCGGGUUUGGUCAGACCGCUGGUGGAUCUCAUAAUCCGACGAUGACGCAGCCAUACCGGUGGUUUGAGUCGCUAGUGGUGAAGGCGUUUCUCGCGUCGCGUCCCUACAGCUCCAAGUUGUCCCAAAUCGUGUCCCUGAUGCUCGACAGUGGCCUCCCGUGCUUCAAACCCGAAUCGCUGAAGAAUUUCCGUGACCGUUUUGUUCUCGACCGGAGUGAGAGAGAAGCGGCCGAAUACAUGCGGGAGCUUGUCCGCAAGUCUUACAUGAGUGUUUCCACCAAGGGAUACGAUCAGUUCCAGCUGCUCACCAAUGGUAUACCGUACUAG
Messenger RNA from Aspergillus affinis, 5889 nucleotides. It is a transcript of the gene stt4, whose product is annotated as 1-phosphatidylinositol 4-kinase STT4. Bases 1 to 5889 code for a protein of 1962 amino acids. The record is from RefSeq and is a predicted model, not a curated record. Gene Ontology annotation, molecular function: 1-phosphatidylinositol 4-kinase activity. Gene Ontology annotation, cellular component: plasma membrane; cytoplasm. Lineage: Eukaryota; Fungi; Ascomycota; Eurotiomycetes; Eurotiales; Aspergillaceae. Gene Ontology annotation, biological process: phosphatidylinositol phosphate biosynthetic process; phosphatidylinositol-mediated signaling. The transcript has 11 exons.